Molecule: messenger RNA, 4865 nt
Organism: Musca domestica (house fly)
Lineage: Eukaryota; Metazoa; Arthropoda; Insecta; Diptera; Muscidae
Gene: siz
Exons: 7
Coding region: 501-4466 (1321 amino acids)
Biological process (GO): actin cytoskeleton organization; regulation of ARF protein signal transduction
Molecular function (GO): guanyl-nucleotide exchange factor activity; protein binding
Source: RefSeq, a predicted model, not a curated record
UUUAUAGUGGUCCCUGGCAUAGUUGGUAGUCAUCGAGACUCAGCGCUGGUCUUUUCGUUUCCUGAUACCUAUUUGUGUUUGUGUUAUAAAUAAAAAUAGAACGGCGAAGAUCACACGGAUACAAAGAUUUAACAGGCCACGGCGAUACAUUAAGUCUUAAUGAUUAAGAACUAAACGCAAACAAAGAAAGAAGUUUUUUAAUUCGGGUUGGACUGUUAAAACAAUUAUUGGUUCGUUCGUUCCCUUUUUCGAAUGUCAUCGUCGGCGGUGGACGCAAUUUAUCUGAGCAAACAUAUAUAAAUAUUAGCUUUAAAAAGGGCGAUUACCAGUGUAUAUUUUACAGAUACAAAUAUUCGGAAUUGAACGAUGUCGCAAUAGAAAGUAAACAAACUGAGAUAUGCAAUCACGUACAAAUAGUGCAAGUACCUAUAUUGAAAGAGUUAAAUAUUGUGAAUUAAAAUUUCUAUUUUUCUUAUUGUUCUAACAAAACAUAUGAAAGUAUGUGUGAUACAAACAAACGAUUUUCGACUGGAAGUGGGUCUAUCAACGGAAAUACAAUCAGUGAAAAUGCCUUUGAUAAUAUUUCGAUAAAAUCGGAAGCAUCCAUCGACCAAAUAGACAGCAAAGAAUUAUUACAACAUAAUCAGCAGCUACAUCAAACUACUCAGUCGCUAUUAAUGGCCAGUACAAUGCUUGUGGGUAGCACAAAUAAUGUGGGAGGAAUCAAAAAACAAACCGAACAUGAUCAAUUGGAUCAUGGUCAUUACAGCAGUGCCAAUGUAUUUGGUUCCACAGAUUCCAUGAACUCCCAAUUCUUGAAUUAUACCACAACACCAAUGAGGCCUUCUUUGGGACAGCAAAAUAUUAUGAGCCUUACAAGUACCAUGAAUAUAAAUAUACAUGAUCUGAUUAUGGAGAACCAUGCCUUACGGGAGCAACUUAAAGAAGUCGCUGCAGAUCGCGAUCGCUUGUUAUGCGAAGUAUCGAAUUUGCGACUCGAGUUGGAUAUGGUGGAAUUAAAACGACUGCCGGAGGAAACCUUUCCUCAGAAACCCAUUGAACGCAGUGGAUCGGCACAAUAUGGUGUUGCCGGAAUUCCAGGCUCAAACACAUCCGGCUCGGAAAGCGGAGGUUAUAUUUACCUACAGCAACCAUAUGUACCAUCGACCGUAUCCACAAAUUCAGUAAAUUCAAUGAAUUAUCAUAGUGAUAAUCAGCCUGCAAUGAUCUUCCAACAGCAUCCACAAUCGUAUGCAUCGUGCCAUCAGCAGCAGCAGCAACAACAUCUGCCAAUAAAUGUGCAUGGUGGUGGUUUGCAUUAUGCUCAUCAUAUAAGCACACAUGAACAUGUACAUCAUAAAAACAUUCAUCAUGUACACGGUCAUCAUCAGCACCACUAUCACCACGGCGGAGCAGUAGUUAUGGCCGGCAGUGGAGUUGGAACUGGAACAGGUUGUGGUGGUCCUGGUACAUCCCCAUCAUCCAUUCACCAACAAAAUGUGAAUAAGAAAACAUCUAUACGUAAUGGCAGCGAAGUCUUGAAACGUUCUAGGACACAGUCAGCGUACGAACUGUCGCAAGAUUUACUUGAAAAGCAAAUCGAGUUGUUGGAACGUAAAUACGGCGGAGUGAGAGCUAGAAACGCUGCUGUAACAAUACAAAGAGCCUUUCGUCACUAUAUGAUGGUUAAAAAGUUUGCAUCUAUCACAGCAAUGGCGAAAGCCGAGAAACGCCUGAGUCGGAGGACCAUGGUUGUGGGAGCCGGUAGUGGGACGGUAGAUGACACCUUAGUCAAUACAUCUGUUUCUUCAGCCUAUGUUGGUAGUAUUGAAUCUCAACUCUCAGAUGGCUCAAAUAUUAAUUCGGCAGGAACCCAACAGCAGCAUCCCCGAGUCACUAUAAUGGCUGGUCCACCUGGAGCUGUAAGUGGUCAUCAGCCCAUGUCUUCCGGGUCGAGAACGCCACCGACACGCUCAUUAUCAAUGCGUGAGAGGCGGAAUGUGGACGGAGGUACAAUACCGCGUUGUCAGUCCGGGAUGUCCAACACUUCUAUAACCAGUUGUACUUCCGCGGGUGGGAGUGUUUCGAGUCACCCACAUGUUAAUCUGUUACAUGCAGCGGAACCCCACUAUUAUGCUGUACAAAACAUAAGUGGAAACCAAAUAGCAGCAUACUGCGGCAGUUAUCACUCUGUACAACAUGAUGCAAGUUUUACCAGCUCAACAAACAGCUCCCAUCUUGAUUCGUCUCUUAAUGUUUCGUGGGUAAAUAACAGCGGGUCGUCUCCGCACACACCUUACUAUUCAGCUGCUCAAAUAUAUAUGCGCCCCAGGGGUUCAUCAUCCUCGUCGCAGGAACGUAAAAAAGUUCCACCAGAAGUUCCUAAAAGAACUUCUUCUAUUACGGCGCAACAACAUAGCCAAAUGCAGCUACAACAACACCAAGCACAUCAGCAAAUGAUGAUAAUGCGCCAAACACCCCCGCCACCUUCGAUGAUGCGUACUAAUGGAUUGUGCAAAUCUGCUGAAAAUGGUAGCCUAACAUCAGUGCAAAGCUCAGGAAGUGACUCGAGCGCUACAUCCGUGGAACGUAAUGCGAUUAGUGAUUUGGGUUCAGAUCGAUCUAAUUCACCAAAUACGUGGAAACGUGGCACUAACCUUAAUAGUUCUCAACAGUUUGUUCACAAUUCCGAUCCAGCGUAUGCCCAUGCACAUAACUCUGCAGCAAUUGUUGCUGCUUUGGCCACGGGUACAUCAGCAGUAGAGGAUCACGCAAUUUCCUCACAUACGAGCGCUGCUCAAUAUGAACAACACGAACAACAUGAGCAAAAUCAUAUGAUUGUGCCACCAGUUCAAACACCCAAUUAUAAAGUUUCCGAAACUAUUCGCAAGCGUCAGUAUCGUGUAGGACUUAAUCUUUUUAACAAAAAGCCUGAGAAAGGAAUUACUUAUUUAAUACGACGUGGAUUUCUUGAAAAUUCGCCACAAGGCGUAGCGCGAUUUCUCAUUACACGCAAGGGCUUGUCCCGGCAGAUGAUCGGUGAAUAUUUGGGCAAUUUGCAGAAUCCAUUCAAUAUGGCGGUGCUCAAUUGUUUUGCCAUGGAACUCGAUUUGUCGGGGAUGCAGGUCGACGUGGCGCUGCGGAAGUUCCAGGCGUACUUCCGCAUGCCGGGUGAAGCUCAAAAAAUUGAACGUUUAAUGGAAGUUUUCUCGCAACGCUUUUGUCAAUGCAAUCAGGAUAUUGUUGGUCGGUUGCGAUCGUCAGAUACGAUAUUUGUACUAGCUUUCGCAAUUAUUAUGUUAAAUACCGAUCUUCACACGCCAAAUUUGAAACCAGAGCGUCGAAUGCGUGUCGAAGAUUUUAUUAAAAAUUUACGUGGAAUUGACGACUGUCAUGAUAUUGACAAAGAUAUGUUGGCUGGUAUAUAUGACCGCGUCAAGGCAAAUGAAUUCAAGCCGGGCAGUGACCACGUCACACAGGUGAUGAAAGUGCAAGCCACUAUCGUUGGGAAGAAACCAAAUUUAGCUCUUCCACAUCGUCGGCUUGUUUGUUAUUGCCGUUUGUAUGAAAUCCCUGAUAUUAAUAAAAAGGAACGUCCUGGCGUCCAUCAGCGGGAAGUAUUUCUUUUUAACGAUUUGCUAGUCAUAACAAAGAUUUUCAGCAAGAAAAAGUCAUCUGUAACGUAUACAUUUCGCAAUAGCUACCCACUCAGUGGCAUGGUUGUUACGCUAUUGGACGUACCCAAUUAUCCAUUCUGUAUUCAGUUGUCGCAAAAGGUAGACGGUAAAAUUCUGGUGACUUUUAAUGCUCGCAACGAACACGACCGCUGCAAAUUUGCUGAAGAUUUAAAGGAGUCAAUAUGUGAAAUGGAUGAAAUGGAAGCUUUGCGCAUAGAAGCCGAACUAGAACGACAAAAAUCGGCUCGAACACGUGCCACUGGUAACUCGGAGAAUCGUGAUAGUGGUGUGGCAGAUGUUGAAGUAUGCCCAUGCCCAUACCAAACUCCCCAGCCAAAUGAGCAUGCUCAAAAUACAGCCGAUUCAACGCAGCAGUUGAAAAGAAGUGCUCUCAGUAACAGUUUAUUGGAUAUACACGAACAAUUCGGAAACGAUAAACCCCAAAGGCGAGGAAGUGUUGGUUCUCUUGACAGUGGAAUGUCCAUAUCGUUUCAAUCAACAACAACCAGUAACGCAUCGCGAGAAAAUGCCGCAGUGAUUGCUGCCGCUGCCAAUGCGGCUGCUGCCAAAUUAAGACUGGUUCCUCCGGCUGCGACCGUCGGUGGGUUAUAUAUUGCGCCCGGAAUCCAAGGUUUUAAUCAAGUGAAUUACGUACAUCCACAUGCUGCUCAUAUGUUACAACAACAGCAAAUACAACAACAACAAACUCAGGCACCUGUUAGUGGUCGGAUUCCAGGACGUGAACGUAAACUUUCUCGUUCAGAAGAAAAUAGAUCUACCGAAGUCUAAAGAAUUCAUAUCUCAUAAACUAUUCUUUCUGUUUUGUAUAAAAACAUAGGCAUUGCUUUAUAAUAGUUUUGUUGGUUUUUAGUUUAAUGGUAUUGUCUUUGUAUUGAUAGGUAUAAGUUUUUUGUAAUUUAAUAAUAAUUUACCUUUUUAAAUAUAACCACUUACAUAAACUCAUAAUACUUCUAUAUAUGUACAUAAACACAUAUAUUUAUGAAAUAUAUAACUGACCUAUUAAUGUAACUGACGUUGCAGACAUACUCUGAUGCACUUUAAAUUUUGAGAAUGUCUGCAUUGAUGUAUUUAUAUCAUCAUUAUUUAUGGAAGUAUAAAAAUAAUUAUCCUAAUGGAGUGUUUUGUAAAUACAUUAAAUGACACAUUAAAAAGCAAUUGAAAUGAAAA